AUGGAAGGAUAUACUGAAAUUUUCGCUUGGGGAGCAGACCACUUCGGCCAAUUAGGACUUGGAGGUAAAUUAAGUGGCAAGACAUAUACACUUCCACGAUUUUGUAGUUUCAAUGUUAUAAUCAAAGAUAUCUCAUGUGGCGAAGAACAUAGUGCUUUUAUUUCUUCUUCAGGGCAUGUUUACUGUAUGGGCAGCAACAGUGAUGGCAGGCUAGGAAUUGGCGACAAAUCAAUAAGGUUAAGUUCUUCUCCUUGCUUAGUCGAAAGGUUAUCAAAUUAUAAAGCAUCUCGAAUCUCCUGCGGGUGGGGUCACACUAUUGCAGUAACUGAACAAGGCUUCGCUUUUUCAUGGGGUGUUGGAGAAUUUGGAGCACUCGGAAAUGGAAGUAAUGAUACUCAAUGAACCCCUGUAAGAAUGGAAGUUCCUGAAAACUUGAAAAUAAGGCAAGCUAGCUGUGGGUCAAGGCAUACUGCACUGAUUGCUGAAGAAGGAUACAGGAAAAUUUUACUCACAUGUGGAGCUGGAGAAGCAGGACAAUUAGGAACUGGCAGAAGAGAAAAAGAAUUAGCUCCUGUGUAUAGCCUGAGAACCUUUAUGGCUUGGGCUUCCGAUCUUUUUCGGCGGGAAAGAGGGGAGCUAGUUUCACUAACUAAUGUUGGCUUUGUCAACUCUCCAAAUGGAAGAAACCACGCAGAAAGUGGUUGUGUCACUUGUUGAGUUGGCCAGACCAACAUUAGUUGGUGAAACCAACCCCCUCUUUCCCUUCGGGAAAAAUCGGGGAGCCCAGCCAUAAAGAUGCUCAGGCGAUAUAUUCAUACAAAUGAAGAUGUAAAAAAUGCAGCUUCAGGAGUAUAUCAUACACUAUUUGUUACAGUAAAUGGAAGCGUCUAUGCAAUGGGUGGAAAUUCCUUUGGCCAGCUUGGAACUGGGGAUAAAAAGAGCUAUAGUAGGCCUGAAAAAAUAAAGCACUUAGAAAAUGUUUAUAUUGAAAAAGUAAGUGCAGGGCAACAUUCAGCAGCUUUAAGUGAUAAAGGUCAUUUAUUUGUAUGGGGAACGAGUGCAUUUGGUGAAUAUUUGUUACCACAGCGAUUUAACAAUGGGUCUGGGCCAAUAAAAGAUGUAGACAUAGGAGGAAGUUUUGGAGCUGCUUUGGAUUCUUCAAAUACUUUGUAUGUAUGGGGAGGAAAUAGUAAUGGAGAACUUGGUCUUGGAGAUGCAGAAACAAGAACAAGCAUGACUCCAGUCUCAGCAUUAAAAGAUAAACAAGUAAGAAGCGUAGCUUGUGGGGGUGGAUUUUGCAUCGGCCUUGGAAAUGAUAUAGCUUCUCCUUAUCGGCCAAACAAAGACCAGGCAUCAAGAUCAAGGGCUGCAACUCCUAGUAGAUGGCAAGAGCCAAGUCAAAGCAGAGAAGUGACUCCUGAUUCUUCAUUUACAAGAAAUAAACGGGAUGAAAGAAACCAAGAACAAAUGCCAAGGUUCUCAUUGAUGGAAGAAAAACACCACACACGAGCUAGGAGUGUACUUGGAAAUAAAAACUCUAUAGAAGAAAGAACAAUAAUAAACAGAAGCAGAGAUGCCUCGAAAAACUCAUAUACCUUGCAAAAUUUAGCAGAAAACCAGUAUGACCAAGAUACUUCUGAAAUAUUGAGACCUGACUUUUCAAGCUUAGUAAGAAAUCGCAAAAGCAAGAACUUGUCUACUGAUAUGAAUUUCAGUGCUCAAGAUAUAGUAGCUUUUGAUAGAGGGCAAGCAAGGACUCCACUAAUUGGAUCUAGAGAGCUAUCAAGAAAAGAGCGGGAAGCUGAUAUAGAAAUCGAAAAUACGAAGCAAAGGAACGAAAAGCUGAUGAGAACGAUGGAAUUUGAUUUUAACAGCAAACAAAGGAAGUUAGAGUCUCAAAUUCAAGACUUGGAAUAUAAGCUUGACACUAAAUGCAAGGAUAAUGACAGACUCUUACAUGAACUUAAGCAAGUGUCAUCUCAAUAUCAAGACUUAAAAGUAGAAAAUGAAAGGCUUGGGGCUAACUUUUCAGAUGAGCACACCAAAAAUGAAAGACUGGAAAUAGAAUUCCAAGAAAUGUCAGAGCAGCUUUAUAGAGCAAAACAAGAGAUUGAGCAGCUGCAAGCUAAAAAUAAAGCUAUAGUAAGAGAUUUGCAAGCAGCUGAGUCUAAGCAAGCUUAUCAAAACAAAGCAAAUGAAGCUAAAGAGAAAGAAAUUGAAAAACUGACAAGCAGAAAUCGGCAGCUGGAAAUAAAACUUCAAGAUGCUGAAGUCGAAAUCGACAGACUUUCUGAUAAACUGAAUGUAGAGUUGACCAAUAAUGAAAGGCUUGGACUAAAAAACCAGGAAUAUAGCGAACAAUUGAUGAUUUUGAAAGAAGAUCUUGACUUUUCAGUUGCAAACGUAACGGAGCUGGAGUUCCAAAACCAAAGCUCAAAUUCAGAUAAUUUAAUGCUUAAAAAAAUGAUUGAAGACUUAAAACAGCAGUAUAGUCAAGAAAAAGAAAAGAACAUAUAUCAUGCUAAAUUGAACAAAAAUAGUAUGAAUUGGGAUAUCAUAAUUAAAAAUAUUUUGGUAAUUGUUGUUUAUAAUAUCUAGUAUUUUUUUGAUUUAAAUCUAAAGAGUAUAUUGCAAUCCAACGAUGAAAAACUGAAAAGAACCCAAUUGGAAAGGGUAAUAGAAGAAGAAAAAGCAAGGAGAGCUCAGCUAGAAAAAAAUAUUGAAGAAGAAAGAAGCAAGAAAAUGAGCUUACAAAGGCAAAUUGAUGAAGAAAGCUUCAAAAGAAAUCAAGUUGAAAAACAGUUUGAUGAUGAAAAGCUCAAAAGAAACCAAGCUGAAAGGCAGAUUGAUGAAGAAAAUUUCAGAAAAAAUCAAGUAGAGAGGCAGCUCGAAGAAGAAAAAAUACAAAAAAUGCAACUGGAAAAACAGCUGGAAGAUGAAAAGCUUAAAAGGAUGCAGACAGAAAACAAUCUUCAGCUUAUUUAUGAAGAAAAAAGGAAAGUAGAUGAAUUUUUAAGACAAACGCAAUCCCAGCUCGACAGCACAUCAAAUAAGCUGUCGCAAAUUUCCAAUAAAUAUGAAACUGACAAGAACAGCUGGUCACUUUCUGCUGAUAAAACGAAUAAAGAAGCUAUUGAUUUGAAAUCAGAUCUAGAAAGAUUUAAACGAGAGUGCUCAGACCUUAAGCUCUUCAUUGACCAAGUUAACAAAGAGAAGAUUGAUUUGCAAUCAGAGCUCGAUAAAAAGUCUAGAGAAAUCCUUGAACUGCAAUCCAGCUUAGAAGAUGUAUCAUAUGAGCAUGAUAAGGCUAAGCAAUUCCUUACAGAAAACAAAGCCCAAUCAGAUCAAAGUCUUGCUACAUAUGAACAAGAAAAUCGGUAUCUAAAACAAAGCAUCAGUGAUAUGAAAUACGAAGUAGAAAAACUGGCACAGCAAAUAUCUGAGCAGCUUGAAGUGAUUGAUAUUGCUUCUAAAACUAGCGAAGAAUGGGAAAUAAAAUACAAUAAACUUCAAGCUGACAAUCAGCAACUUCAAAUAGAAUUUUCUGAAUUGGAAGCAAAAAACAAGCAUUUAUUCGAAAGUCUUGAAAAAGAAUUGUCAUUGAGAGCUAAGGAAUAUAAAGAAAGGACGCUGUCUAUGCUUACCACUCCAAUGAGAAGUACCCAAGCAUCUCCAUUUAUAAGCAAACCGUCAAUCAUGGUGUCAACGUCUCCUUAUGAAUCUUUUGGGAUGUCAACUCCUCUGAAUAGAAAAACACCUUUGCCUGAGCAGCAUGAAAGGACUGGAAAUGCAGCUGCAAAACUGCUUGAAACACUUGAAGCUGAGUCGCCUUUGAGAGGAAACUCACCAACAAGGCUUAAUAUGAGCUCUUUAUCACCACUUAGAGGAGGACAGACUAUGCCUACUAGAAGUACAACGCCAUCAAGACACGAUCUUAAUUCCAGAGUUAGUUCACUUAUGCAAAGCCGAGCUCGCUUAAGAGAGCUUGAAAAUGCUGGAAAUAUUUAA
Molecule: messenger RNA, 4008 nt
Organism: Blepharisma stoltei
Lineage: Eukaryota; Ciliophora; Heterotrichea; Heterotrichida; Blepharismidae
Source: the annotation of a GenBank genome assembly